This is a messenger RNA of Suhomyces tanzawaensis NRRL Y-17324, 630 nucleotides long. It is a transcript of the gene FESUR1, whose product is annotated as Fesur1p. Gene Ontology annotation, molecular function: quinone binding; NADH dehydrogenase (ubiquinone) activity; 4 iron, 4 sulfur cluster binding. NCBI's taxonomy places the organism in Eukaryota, Fungi, Ascomycota, Pichiomycetes, Serinales, Debaryomycetaceae. Gene Ontology annotation, biological process: mitochondrial respiratory chain complex I assembly; electron transport coupled proton transport; aerobic respiration. Bases 1 to 630 code for a protein of 209 amino acids. The transcript has a single exon. The record is from RefSeq and is a predicted model, not a curated record.
AUGUAUUCCUUGACUAGAAGAUCCUUAUUGAAGGUUGGCCAAGCGCAGCCAAUGAAGGUCGUGCCAUUCAUGGCUGCCUCCCGUUAUAUCUCCUCCAAGGAUUUGACGCCCAAGCCGUUGCCCACCGACUUCACCUUGUUGUCCCAGAAGACUGCCUCCAGUCCUGUGGACUAUGCCUUGACCUCGUUGGACGCUAUUGCCAACUGGGCCAGAAAGUCAUCGUUCUGGCCAGUCACUUUCGGUUUGGCGUGCUGUGCCGUCGAAAUGAUGCAUGUGUCCACUCCUCGUUACGAUCAAGAUAGAUUGGGUAUCAUUUUCAGAGCCUCCCCUCGUCAAUCGGAUAUCAUGAUUGUUGCUGGUACAGUCACCAACAAGAUGGCUCCAGCCUUGAGACAAGUGUACGAUCAAAUGCCCGACCCAAGAUGGGUCAUUUCCAUGGGUUCGUGUGCUAACGGUGGUGGAUACUACCAUUACUCAUACUCGGUGGUCAGAGGCUGUGACAGAAUCGUUCCAGUCGACAUCUAUGUUCCAGGAUGUCCUCCCACUGCCGAGGCUUUGAUGUACGGAGUUUUCCAAUUACAAAAGAAGAUGAUGAAGACCAGAAUCACCAGAUUGUGGUACAGAAGUUAA